AUGAGGCUCUUGCAUUCCAUCCUUGGAGUCCUUGCCUUGCUGUCCAUAGUUCCUCAAGCCAGGACCUCAUUUUUUAAAGACAUAUGUUCCUCAAAAAACUAUCACUGCAGAAUGAAGUGCAAUCCUGAUGAACAUGCAAUUAAAUACUGUGCUGACUGGACCAUCUGCUGCAAACCAAAGAGAAUUCAAUUUAGGGAAAAAAAGUGGUGA
Molecule: messenger RNA, 210 nt
Organism: Herpailurus yagouaroundi (jaguarundi)
Lineage: Eukaryota; Metazoa; Chordata; Mammalia; Carnivora; Felidae
Product: beta-defensin 131B-like
Exons: 2
Coding region: 1-210 (69 amino acids)
Biological process (GO): innate immune response
Cellular component (GO): extracellular region
Source: RefSeq, a predicted model, not a curated record